AUGAAUGAUUGUUCACCGAGUACAGCUCCUAUCGUGAGAGGUGAUAAAUUCAGUUUGGACUCCUAUAUUUCUGUUGUCGGUUGUCUCGGGUAUGUUCAAGUAUGUACUUGGUCGGACAUCGCCUUUACUGUUGGAAUGCUGGGACGAUAUCAAAGUGAUCCGGGUUUAGACCAAUGGAGAGCUGCAAAGAAGGUUUUGAGAUAUCUCAAAGGUACCAAGGAUUAUAAGCUUGUGUUCAGGAAGAUGAACACUUUGGAUAUUGUGGGGUACUCUGACGCGAACUUUGCCGGUUGCAUUGAUUCUCGGAAAUCAACUUCGGGAAACAUUUUCAUUAUGGUCGGUGGAGCUAUUUCAUGGAGAAGUGUUAAACAAACUCUUGUCACCACUUCAACCAUGGAAGCCGGGUUCGUUUAUUGUUUUGAGACUACAUCUCAAGGUGUAUAG
Molecule: messenger RNA, 444 nt
Organism: Ipomoea triloba (trilobed morning glory)
Lineage: Eukaryota; Viridiplantae; Streptophyta; Magnoliopsida; Solanales; Convolvulaceae
Product: secreted RxLR effector protein 161-like
Exons: 1
Coding region: 1-444 (147 amino acids)
Source: RefSeq, a predicted model, not a curated record